CUCCAGCUUCACGAAUUCCUCCUUAAAAAAACUUCAGCGGCGAUCCGAAUUUCUUCUCAUACUCUUCGACUAGUUUUGCCACAGGAAUACGAAAUUCCUCCGAGGGAGCUCCUUGUGUUUUCAACUCCACUACGAGUUCAGUAACCCGCUUGUGUUCCAUAUACAACUUCUCCUCUACCGAAAGAUCCAUGUCUAACUGCUCGAACGUCCCGUCGGGGGUGCCAAUAUGUAAUAGCUUGGUCUGGUUUGGUGGCCCAGAGACAAAGAAUUACAAUGAAGUUGGGACGUUUAACAAUAUAAUUCACUCGCUGUCGACAUCGGGUUCAAGUCUAAAUCUGAUACACCCAGCAUCGUAUUACUAGCGACCUAACUGUCAUACAAUCAUCAACUUAAUCUCUUAAUCUGUUCCGCUACAUCACGCACACAUCACUACACAAGCGGUUGUUAUAAGGAAUGUAUGGAUGAAAGUCUUGGUGAAAGUUUCUACUGAUAGAAAUACAACAAACCGCUUCAAACAAUGUGAGCAUUCUAUCCAGAGAAAUAAAAUAAAGGAACACUAAUAAUGACAAAGGCUACCGUCAGAGCCUGUAAUAUUACAGUAGCCUUCUGCUAUCUGUGGAAGAAAAGAAUAUCAGUGUUUUAUUUCAGGGCUGUGACGAGCGAAGCCUCUUUGAAGCCAGCGGUAAUAAAAUAUGCCGGGUUUUCUUGACGUAGUUAACUUUUUUUCACUUGCAAAGGUUUUAUUUUUUAACCACAGGUCAACCGUCAAUCUUCCAUGAAAGGUUGAUUCUUCAAACUCUUCUUGAGCAUUCAAGAAACUAUAGCACAAUGUUAUUAAUACAUUUUUAAGGUAUUUUCAUUUUUACCGCACUAGCAAUACAAUUGGGAAGCCUGUGUCUUAUAGCCACUUAGAGACCUGGGCACCGUCUAGUUCCAGUCUUCCCGUUUUCCUUCACUUCCAAACGUAAAAUGGCGCAAGCUGCAUCGAGAACGUUGCAGAGCCUUCAUUCAUUCCACGAGAAUAUUCAAGACGAGAUAUCUUGCCCCAUCUGUUAUGAGGACUUUGAAGAGCCCAAGUGCUUGCCAAAAUGUGCACAUAAUAUCUGCAGGGAAUGCCUGUUGGGAAUUAUUGAAAAAGCCCAACUGGAACGAUUCGAAUGCCCCAUAUGUCGAGCGAUAGUUGCCGUCCCAAAAGAUGGAAUUGACGGAUUUCCUACUAACUCUCUACUUGUACGCCUCGUAGAAAACGCACCCGGCAGAAAGGAAAAGCAAGCUAUCAAACAAGCAAUGACGGAUUAUUUAAACACCAAGGCAUUUGCAGAGAAAUCUAUCAAGGAACUUCGGGUACAAGUCGGCGUUGAGUCUUCUAAGAAAGCAAUAACGUUGAGAAGUGAGAUUGCAAAACACGCUGAUGAGAUGGUAGCGAAGAUACGAUCAGAGGAGAGAUCGUUGUGCGUUGAGGUGGAAAUGUUUUUAGAUGGCUACAGUAUGAAAGCCAUGAGUAUACUUGAGAACGCAGAGAUGAAUUUAAACCAUACUUUUGAUGAAGGGGCAAACUUUGUCAAACAAGCAAAUAUGGCUUUACAGGGAAAAGCGGAGGACCUCAUAGAUGCUAAAGACUGUAUUGUUGGGCAGUUCAAGGAGCUAAGCAAGGAUCUGGACAUGUCACACAUUGACGGUGUUAUGAAUUACAAAAUAGAGUACAUUAAAGGUCAAGUAGAGGGACAGUUUCUUGGCAAGGUUUCUGCUUCUGGCUUAAAGUUGUUGGAAGGUCCUAAAACUCAAACUGACAUUUCGAUUGGUGACAUCAGUUAUGGUAAGAAAUGGGACUGUUUCAGCAUUCCAGGAAAACCUACAAGUUUUUCUGUUUCCCCAAAAUCAGGAGACAUUGCCAUUUUGUGUGCUGAUGAUCGCGAAGUCUAUCGUUAUGAUAUGAGUGGUAAACUUUGCAGGCACUAUGACUUUAACCAGGGAAUCCUAACUGAUGUGGCAUUUUCUGUUGAUGACUGUAUACUUGUCACAGACACAGCUAACAACAGAGUGCUAUUCAUCAGAGCAGAUGGUUCCUCACAUAUGAAUAUCUUUAUUUUCGAUACUAAUAUCAGAUUUAUUAGUGUCGACUCGAGAGGACGGCUGAUAUUGACCUCAUGUCCAAAAGAUGGCAAGGGUCGAGCUUGCAUCCUUGUUUUCUCUCCAAGUAAAAUUUUCAGUUUCAUGUUUGGAGAAGAAACUCUGACGAAUCCCUCUAACAGAGCCUUGUUCCACAAUGGUUCUUUUCUUGUUGUGGAUGAUGAUGGCAAAGGGAUAAAAGUCUUUGAUGAUGAAGGACAAUUUAUGAGGACCCUAAACUUGGGUUUCAUUGUUUCAAGCAUAGCAAUAGAUCUAAAAGUGCCUGAAUCUUUUAUUGCUGUCAGCGAGAAUGACAGGAUAUCUAAGGUUACAACAAGAAGUUGGGCUGUCUUAAAGACCAUCAGUACUGUCACUGAACCAAUAAAACUUCUACACAUCAACAGAAAAGGUAGAUUUGUCUCAAUUAUAGAAAAGAAUGGUCAACAUUUUUGUUUAUGUAAGGACUCUAUUUGAGAAUAGCAGAGCUAAGUCCUACAUUUAGUAACACAAAAUUAUUUCUUUUCCAAAAUAACCAUUAAAACAGAGUUGAAGGA
Molecule: messenger RNA, 2663 nt
Organism: Nematostella vectensis (starlet sea anemone)
Lineage: Eukaryota; Metazoa; Cnidaria; Anthozoa; Actiniaria; Edwardsiidae
Exons: 1
Coding region: 970-2583 (537 amino acids)
Biological process (GO): positive regulation of DNA-templated transcription
Cellular component (GO): chromatin; nucleoplasm
Molecular function (GO): ubiquitin-protein transferase activity
Source: RefSeq, a predicted model, not a curated record